Molecule: messenger RNA, 402 nt
Organism: Ostertagia ostertagi
Lineage: Eukaryota; Metazoa; Nematoda; Chromadorea; Rhabditida; Trichostrongylidae
Source: the annotation of a GenBank genome assembly
AUGGCAGGUUCUACGACGUUAUGUUUCGUGUAUCCAUUGGAUUUCAUUCGUACUAGGUUGUCAGUUGAUGUGGGAACACACAAAUUCAAUAGAGAUUACACGGGAUUCCUGGAUUGCUUCAGGAAGACUGUAAAAUCUGAUGGCUUUUUUGGUUUAUACAGAGGAUUCUUUAUAUCUAUUCAGACGUAUUUCCUAUAUCGUGCUGUUUAUUUUGGUAUGUACGAUACCAUACGAUUGACUGUUGAAAAGGAUAAAAAGAACCUACCUUUCUUUGCAUCUUUUCUCAUUGCCCAGGGUGUGUCUAUUUUCUCGGCAUACCUCACAUAUCCUUGGGAUACAGUUCGGCGAAGAAUGAUGAUUAAAGGAACGCUGAGUACAGGGCGAGCAUUUGGUGCAGCAAAA